Messenger RNA from Chiloscyllium plagiosum (whitespotted bambooshark), 1531 nucleotides. It is a transcript of the gene rfc2, whose product is annotated as replication factor C (activator 1) 2. Gene Ontology annotation, biological process: DNA repair; DNA-templated DNA replication. NCBI's taxonomy places the organism in Eukaryota, Metazoa, Chordata, Chondrichthyes, Orectolobiformes, Hemiscylliidae. Gene Ontology annotation, cellular component: DNA replication factor C complex; nucleus. Gene Ontology annotation, molecular function: ATP binding; DNA binding; DNA clamp loader activity. The record is from RefSeq and is a predicted model, not a curated record.
GUUGCAGGAGCCGUUAAACGGGAGAAGCACCAGCAAAUGUUCCGUUCCGUGCGAAUGGUUCAAUUUUUAAAAUAUGUCGAUUAUUCCAGGAUUAUGUUUUUGGUAAAAUGCUCUAUUUUCGGAAGUUUUGAUCAUUGAGAGGGCUAGGCGGUGACGCUCGGCCCGCCCCGCCCCUUCCCUGACGUGGUGUGGAGAGCGCGGGAAGCGGGGAAAACCAUGGAGACGGGGCCGGAGGCUGAGCGCGGCCUGGGCCCGGGGCACGACACGGCGGAGGGUGAGAUCCGGGAGCAGGAGGGACACAAAGAGGCUUCGGCAUCCGCUUCCAGUGCUGCCGGGCGAACGGCGCUGGCUGCGUAUGAACUGCCCUGGGUUGAGAAAUACAGACCACUGAAACUCAAUGAAGUUGUGGGCAAUGAGGAAACCGUCAGCAGGUUGGAGGUGUUCGCAAGGGAGGGAAAUGUACCCAACAUCAUAAUUGCAGGUCCACCUGGAACUGGAAAAACCACAAGCAUCCUGUGCUUAGCACGUGCAUUGUUGGGACCUGCACUGAAAGAUGCUGUUCUUGAGCUCAAUGCCUCAAAUGACCGGGGUAUUGAUGUGGUCAGAAACAAAAUCAAAAUGUUUGCCCAGCAGAAAGUCACACUGCCAAAAAGUCGUCACAAAAUCAUUAUCCUGGAUGAAGCUGACAGUAUGACAGAUGGAGCUCAACAAGCCCUAAGGAGGACAAUGGAGAUUUACUCUAAAACAACUCGCUUUGCACUGGCAUGCAACGCUUCAGACAAAAUCAUAGAACCUAUCCAGUCUCGCUGUGCUGUCCUGCGUUACACGAAACUCACUGAUGCUCAGAUUCUGGCUCGACUGAUGCAGGUGGUUGAGAAGGAGAAUGUCCAGUAUACAGAUGAUGGACUGGAAGCCAUAAUUUUCACAGCGCAAGGAGACAUGAGACAGGCUUUGAACAACUUGCAGUCGACUCAUUCUGGAUUUGGGUUUGUUAACAGUGAAAAUGUUUUCAAGGUCUGUGAUGAACCUCAUCCACUUCUGGUAAAAGAGAUGAUUCAACACUGUGUCAAUGCAAACAUCGAUGAGGCAUACAAGGUUGUUGCUCAUCUCUGGAAACUGGGUUACUCACCAGAAGACAUUAUUGGCAACAUCUUUCGUGUCUGUAAAACCUUCCAAAUGCAAGAGUACUUGAAGCUGGAGUUCAUAAAGGAGAUUGGAUACACUCAUAUGCGAAUUGCUGAAGGGGUGAAUUCCUUAUUACAAAUGGCUGGGCUGCUUGCUCGACUUUGCCAAAAGACUGCGGCUCCACCAGCAAGUUGAUGCGUCAAUCUCCAGGGUGCUUUUAUUUUCGAAGAUAAGGUUUAAAUUUGUGUUUCACAUUUACAUUGUAUGUCAAUAGACUUUCAUUAGAUACCAUUAUUGGACACUUUUUCCUCUUUAUGAGAAUUCUAUGGAUUUGAAUUCUAUGUUUGAUUUUAUCACAUUUCUGAAGCUAAUUUUACAUUUGGAUAAUAAAAUAAUGUACAUUAAA